AGAGAAAGCAAGACCUUUAGAUGGUCGGAGGAUCAAGAAGAAAGCCAAACAACACUUCCAAAACGACAAUAAAUCUUUCUCUCUCUCUCUCUUAUUAUGUGUUCCUUUGAGAGCUGAUGCAUGUGUUCAAAUUAGUUCUGAACUUGAAGCUUCUUCUUCUUCUAUGGAAACACGUGAUAGUGAUAGCAAAAUGGUCAUAGAUGAUGCUUUGAAUGCCUUCUCUCCUGUCUCUACUCCUAGAAUUUUCUGGAAAUCCAGAAGAAGAUCAGGUAGCGGGAGGAAUUUAGAGGUAUCAGAAGAAACAGGUAAUAAACCACCCAUGAAGCAAGAAGAAGAUCCUCUAACACCUACUCCUGCUAGUGAGGAGUUGAACAAUUCCACUGCAGUUUCUGAGCUUUCAGAGCGUCGAAAGGCCUUGUUUGAACCCUUAGAACCUAUAAAGAACAUCAAUGGCCGACGACCCUCGGCUGAGUCUUUACUUCCUCCGCCGGACUUUGAAUCUGCAAACUAUCCAAAGGGCUGGUUGAUUGGAAAGAAGCGAAAGCUUGUCAAUGUUGAUGUUGUUGAAAGCAUGAGAAGGAUUGCCAUCCAAGAAAUGAACAGAAAGGAUAGGGAAAUAGAUGGGCUAAAUGAACAACUAGAGGAGGAUUCACGAUGUCUGGAGCACUUGCAACUCCAGCUUGUAGAAGAAAGGAGUAAACGGGCUCGAGUGGAAAGAGACAAUGCAAUGCUUCAAGAACAAGUGAACAUGCUUAUGAACAUGUUACAAGAAACUGAACAUAUGGGAGAUGAAGGCCAGGAUGAACCUUAAAGUGCAUUAUACCUCCUUAAAGUGUAUUAUACCUUUUGUGUGUGCGCGCGCGCGUAUUAAAUUCUUUUUGUAGGUUUUGUCCGGGUUGUUUAGUUGGCUGCGCAUAUUGGAUGUUUCUCUGGUUACUUUAUUAGAGUGCAUAGUGUAGUAAUAUAUGGGGUGAGAUCAAACCCAAUGAACAUAUUAUUCAUUUAUCUCGAAAAGAAAAAAAAAACUGUAAAUCUUCUAGUGACUGUAUUGGUAUUAAUUUAUAUGUUGUUUCUCUUUAAGCAAUAAAAGAGUAUUGUUC
Molecule: messenger RNA, 1100 nt
Organism: Abrus precatorius (Indian licorice)
Lineage: Eukaryota; Viridiplantae; Streptophyta; Magnoliopsida; Fabales; Fabaceae
Product: protein HEADING DATE REPRESSOR 1
Exons: 3
Coding region: 164-811 (215 amino acids)
Biological process (GO): regulation of flower development
Source: RefSeq, a predicted model, not a curated record